Molecule: messenger RNA, 759 nt
Organism: Didymosphaeria variabile
Lineage: Eukaryota; Fungi; Ascomycota; Dothideomycetes; Pleosporales; Didymosphaeriaceae
Exons: 1
Coding region: 1-759 (252 amino acids)
Source: RefSeq, a predicted model, not a curated record
AUGACGGAGAUGAUGCAGCGGUACUAUUCCACUGCGCGUGUUGGCGAGAGGCUUGAGGAUGAAGUGGACGUUGACCAAGACACAUUCACCGUAGCAGGCGAGAAAACUGAUUCGGAGAGUAAUGAGACAUCUGAGGACCAGAGAUCGACUGAUUCGGACUCUAGUUCGGACAGCAGCGAGGUGGAGGACGACGGAUCUGGGGAUGACUCUGUGGCUCACAGUACGCCGGCUCCGUCGAACCAUACAAAGGAAGCCAUCCCUUCUUCAUUGUCUGCAACACCACAACAUGCCUCACUACAAGGUCUCGAGCAUCUGAAGCCUGUUAUGUCGCAAUUAAGCCAUAUCAGUGCCGAUGCUGGCAAAGAAGAAUACCAAGUACCAAAUCCAGCGACUGUCUACGCCAGCAAGGAGCAACCCAACGCUGAUCCAGUGGUCAGAAAUCCAGGGCAAGGCUUGCGCAAGCGCAUUCAGAAGAAGAGGAAGAAGAGCCGGGCUCGUCGUACAAAAAUGCUGGCUGAGUUGCAAGCACGCCAGGCAGAAGACAAUGCUGUCAUCAGCGAUGUCCCGCGGCCUGUUACGGUUGACAUUGUGGCAACAUCAAGGUCCUCAGUCAUUCCUUCGCCACCAGGAUUACCACGGGUUUCUCUUCCUACUACAACAUCUAUUAGCCACGCCGGGACACAGCGGCGCAAGCGCAAAGUAUCUGGUCAAGACCACAGCGUGUAUAUUGAUAUCGGACCCACCAAGAAGAGACGUUAG